This is a messenger RNA of Saccostrea echinata, 4755 nucleotides long. Its product is annotated as protein Fe65 homolog. The coding region runs from base 1 to 2232 and encodes 743 amino acids. Gene Ontology annotation, cellular component: cytoplasm; nucleus. The record is from RefSeq and is a predicted model, not a curated record. Lineage: Eukaryota; Metazoa; Mollusca; Bivalvia; Ostreida; Ostreidae. Gene Ontology annotation, biological process: regulation of DNA-templated transcription. The transcript has 14 exons. Gene Ontology annotation, molecular function: amyloid-beta binding; transcription factor binding.
AUGUUAAAAGAGAAUAAAUUGUUCUGUAAAAGUGCCAUGAUGUUUCACACAUCUGAACAUGGGCAGUCCAAUGCAAACAUGACUCAUCGACGCAGAAAUCGAACAAGAAAAUUUAAUUUCAAUAUGUCUUGGUAUGGGACUUUGUAUAAACGAAUAAAAGGAUCUCAAAAAACAUGGAGUCUUUAUCAUAAUCCACUGCAUGAUCCAGAAAACACUUUCCUUAGUUUCUCCAAUCCCAACUACCAAUUUGAAGACCAACUUAAAAUGAAAUCCAGUAAAAUUAACAAAGACGUAAACAUCUAUGAUGAGGUAGACAUCACGUCAAUGUCUCUGUUAGACAAUAAAUCUGCUUCAGAAAAAUACUCCAACAAAAGUGAGAAACAGAGACUUCUGGCCGAAUUGUCUGCCGACAGUUCAUCAGAGGAUGAAGACAGGAGUGAAUGUGAAAACAAGGACUUAAAACAAAACACAUGGAAAAAUGAGAAAAAUCUGAUGCAGAAAGGGGGCAGGAAUUCACAAGUGGAGAAUGAAAACUCUGGCAAGAAAUCCACAGGGUUUCUGGACUAUUACUCCAUGCUGGAAAGCAAAGCCAAGGAAAAGUCCCAAUCCGUCUCAUCCGACCUGGAUCUGGAACUGGAGUGGAGUGGGAUUACAUCUCCAGUCAGCCAGGCCAAAGUCAAGUUUGACAUAAACUCGCCUGAUAGUGGUAUCCAUUCAGAUGCAAGAUCAGAUGAUGGGACACAUGUCCAUGGACCUGUUAAUGAUGAUGUUUCCUCAGUGGUCACUAAGUCAUCAGAGCAGGACAGUUCGGAAGAAACCACACCCACAGGGGACGUGCCGAAGGAAGUGGUGCUGCCACCUGGCUGGGAGAAGUGUGAGGAUGAGGAGGGGGCGUAUUACUGGCACAUCAAGAGUGGGACGAUCCAGAGGGAGCUACCAUCACCAGCUCCACCCGAUGUCAAACAGACCACACUUAGGUCACUGAGUGUUAAGAGUAAUUCAAGUUCUGGCUCUACAAAUGGAUCUGUACCCUCUAGUCCAUCUAGUGUAUCCUCUAAUACAGAGGACCCACUAAAGGCUUUUGAAGGCCAUGCCUUACAAUAUGCUGCAAAAUCAUUGCAAAACAUUUCCUCGAAGCAGGAGGUGCAACCAGAACCAAGGAAGACUGAACCGCAUGAGAAGCCAGUACGAUUUGCAGUUCAGUCGUUGGGUUGGGUCAGGAUAGCUGAGGAGGAUUUGACUCCUGAGAGAAGUAGUCGAGCUGUCAAUAAAUGUAUUGUGGAUUUGUCAUUUGGCAGGAACGAUAUCAACGACGUAGUUGGUCGAUGGGGAGAUGGUAAGGAUCUGUACAUGGAUCUGGACAAAGACAGUCUGAGGUUGGUGGACACUCAGGAUUUCACCACUCUUAACUCACAGCCCAUACAGUCCAUCAGAGUCUGGGGAGUGGGCAGAGACAAUGGACGAGAUUUUGCUUAUGUUGCUCGUGAUAAGACAACAAGGAAGCAUAUGUGUCAUGUGUUUCGAUGUGACACCCCGGCUCGACACAUUGCCAACACUCUGAGAGACAUCUGCAAGAAGAUCAUGUUGGAGCGACACUUGGAACAGAAUGCAGUGGUUCAGCGACUUAGUCGCCCCACCGACCUCCCAAACCUGGACAAAUCUAAUGGACAGACAAACGGACAAAAGCUGUCCUUUCAGAGCUUGUAUAGCAGUAUUUCAUUUCCUACCCCAAUGGAGGAACCUAAGAAAAUCAUCCGCUGUCACUAUCUUGGACGUGAAAUGGUCUCUAAGCCAACAGGGACUGAUGUACUAAACAAUGCCAUCGAGUCUCUCUACAGUCGUAUCCCACCAGAAAAAUGGAUCUUUGUUGAUGUAGCAAUAGCUCCCUCCACUCUCACUAUAACAGAACAUGGGAAACCAGAGAACAGAAUAGAUGACUGUCGCAUUCGAUAUCUGUCAUUCAUGGGAAUAGCCAUGGAGAAUGCCAAAUUGGGUGGCUUCAUUAUACAUGGGGCUGAGGACCAGUUUUAUGCCCAUGUGUUCCACUGUGAGCCAUCAGCUGGACCUCUGUGUAAAACUAUAGAGGCAGCUUGUAAGCUACGGUUCCAGAAAUAUUUAGAUGCACAUGGAAUUCAGACCCCAACUCCGACACAGAAAAACAAGAGUUUUGGUGCUUGCUUUCGACACAGUGUUCAGAGCUUUGUGGAGACCUUGAAGUCCCCUGUCAAGUAAGUCUACAAGCAAGAAAUAGUAUCCAACAGAAUGCUUGCAAAGAAGACAAAUAAUGCUGAUCUACCAUUCGUAACUAAAUAACUACAUUAGAACUGUUGUGUUUGAUGGUGUUCAUUGAAAGGAAUAAAUCCAGCAUUAUAAAUUAUAUUGUGUAAGGUAAUAUGCAAACUGUCUGUACAUGCUUGUGAAUAUUUUGUAGUGUUUUUUGGAUAGGAGACGGUAUAAAAUUUAACAUAAUUUUUUGCAUACAGUAUUUACCAAUGAAUCUCCUGUUUUCCUGUUGAAGAUAUUUGAAAAUCUGAUUGUUCCUUGGUACAUGAAGAUUUUUAGGGACUCUGAGCAAGUUUUACCAAAUAUGAAAAUCAUAAACAGGCUGGAAUCUUGAAAUGACUGGCAAUGUAGAAAAGCUUGCUGUGAGAAUAUUUUAACACUGCAUUCCACAUUUUUGUAAUUGUACGUAAAAGUUUGUACAUGUACUAAUACUUGUAAGCUUUAAUUUUGUAUGAUAUUUUUAUACAUGUAAAUGUCUGCCAAAUCUUUGUUCUGUUAAUGGUUGAAUUUUAUACUAAAUUUUUAUAGCCUCUGUUUUGAUUUGUUUUUCAAUCCUUGCCUUUGUUAUCAAGCAGGUAUAUAUACAUAUAGUUGUGUUAUUUUUGUUUUUAAAAAGUUAUCAAAACCACCAUUUAAAAGGGUAGUUUGGUUGUUUUUGCAAAACUUUGAGGACCAGUUUAAUAUGAGCUAAUGUGAUAUUGGUAUGGGCAUUUGUACUUAUUUGUAUGCUAUGUAUACAAGUUCAUUUUAUUUCUUCCAGUGUGUUUUAAUUUGUACAUGGCUUAUACAUAAUUAGUUUGUAGAAUGGUAUUUAAUACAUUUAAUUAUGAGUUGAUUUACUGCUAACAUGCUAUUUUUUUUUAAAUCUAUGCCAGUUUAUAUACUCAUUUAAUAUUUUUUAUCCUGAUGUUGCUUUUACCAAUGAUUUGCCAUAUUAUUGUUUUCCGACUUAUACCCAUGUGCAAUAUCAAGUGUUUUCAGGUGUAACAGCCAUUUUAUAGUGUAAGAACACUUACUGUGACAGUUUAAUUCAUUGAUUUGUUUGAUUGUCUUGUUUUGCUGAAAUACUUAUGUUUUAUGCAUUUCUGUGAAUCCAUCUGUGAUGAGGAACUUGUACUUUUCUAUGGACUUGAAUUUAUCAAGAGUUAUUUCCCGUUGGUUGUCAUACAGGAGGUCACCAUGCUUGGAUGUCACUGAAGUGUAGAAAAGACGGAUUUUUCAGAUGAAUUUGCUUUAGUUAAAGUCUCCUAUAAUUCAUGAUUAUUUUUAUAUUGUUAAGAUUUUUGCCAUAUAUCAUUUAUUCUUGCUAUACAUGUUUUAAAUUUCAUCAAUCAAAAAAGAAAAUUCCCAAGGUUGACCUCCAAACAUGCUGGCCAAGGGGAAUAACUUUGACAGAAAAUGUUAUACUUUCUAAAUUACUGGAAUUUUUCAAAGAAAUUUUAUUGCAACAGAUAUUCAAGAAUUCCAAAAUUUUUCUCCAAAAAUGUGACAAAAAUCAGUUGUUAUUAUUAUAUAAUGCAUAUUUUUUUUGCUUUAUUUUAGAGGAUGUUAGUCAGGGCUAUUUUAGCCUUAUAUUCAAACCCCCUGGGAAAAAUAUAAGAAAUUGCAUUAAAUUUGACAGCUCAAACAGAAAAAUACCAUUUCAUAUUUUAAAGAUGGAUCUGUUUGGUAAUCUGUUUAGUACUCAGCCUCCUUGAUCUUUUAAAUUCAAGUCAAUCAAGGUAGAUACAUAUUCAGAUUUAAUUUCAUUCAAGUCAUCCUGCAAAUACAGUAAAACUCGAUAAAGUGAAUUCCCUUCACUAUAUACAUAAUGAGUAAUAACCUAUAAUGAAUUUGUUUUAAAGCAUAAAUAGCGAAUUCUCAAUAUACAUAUUUUCUUUCAAGUAUAACUACCAAAUAUGUUAAGAGAAGUAUUAAAUACAAAACUUACCUUAGAGAAGUAAAAUUUUCUGAUGAUUUAAAUUUUAGAUAAAAAAUACCAAAAAAUGUCGAAUCAGUAUUUUGAGAUUUUUAAUAUAUUGUUGUAAAAGGAUGUAAAUUUCACUAUUUUUAACCUCUACAGGACACAAAAUCUAUUUGCUAUGUCUGUAAAUUCUUUAUAUUAGAGAUAAGAUAAAGUUUUGCAAGGAAUUGUUAUGAAUUUUUGCCAUGGAUCCCAAAUACUUGACUAUAUCCAUUAAUUUGCUAUACAUGUAUCUAUAAAUUUGCUACAUCUGUAAAUUUUCUAUAUCCAUGUUCGUACUAAACAAGUUUUACUGUAGAGGCUGUUGCCAUCUUUUCCCUUCAAUGACACUGAUGGGUGACAAGGUUGUGUUUUAUUUUUUAAAAUGGUAUCUUUAAAUGACUGGAAAAUCAAAAUAUUACUGUUAUUAAAAUUUGUUUUUAUUUUUAGAAUUUAUAUUAAUGUUGUUUCCUAAUACUGAGGUUUUUUUUUUUCAUUUGCAAUCAUUUUCUCUUAGAUUUUAUGCAAAA